AUGUCAGACUCUGAAUCAGAGACGCGAUCCACGUCUGGCUUCCGAAGCGCGAAAGAUAUAGAGCAAGGGCUGAGGGAUACCGUUGCAAACAUAUACAGAUCCGGAAAUCUCGAUGAGUUGACAGUGAAACGUGUGCGGCUGGCAACAGAGCAAAGUCUGGGAUUAGAGCAAGGCUUUCUCAAAGCCCAUGAAGAAUGGAAACGGAAAAGCGAUGAGAUAAUAAAGGAUGAAGUGGAAAUACAGGAAAAUCCACCACCAAAGCCUGCCGCAGCGCCCAAAAAGCCUCAAUUGAAGAAGCGGGCCUCCCCAAAAACACAAAAGGCUUCAACGCCUGCCAAGAAACGGAAGAAGGCACCUACAGUACCAUCAGAGGAAGAGAAUGAUAGCAUAUCUUCUGAGAUGGAUAGUGACCCAGAGCCAGUGAGCAAGAAGAAAUCAAAAGCGCCACCGGUGAAAGGGUCUAGAAGCAAAAAGGCUGCCAAAGCCAUCACCGAUUCAGAGGAAGACAAUUCGGUUCAUAGUGUUGAUGAUAACGACGGAACAUCCGAACCAGGAGCGGCAACUAAGGCAGCCAAAGUUGCGGAUGCAGAAGGGGCUUCGGAGAGCGAAAUGUCAGUGCUCAUUGACGAAGAGCCCAAACCCAAACCCAAGAGAAAAAAACCCGCCGGCCCAACCGUUGCGCAGGGUAAAGGCAAGAAGCUCACGUCAGAGAAGAAACGGAAGGAAGCUGUCCCGGAAGAUCCAGACCAGGCGGAAAUAAAACGACUGCAAGGCUGGCUAGUCAAAUGUGGAAUACGGAAAGUAUGGGGCCGUGAGCUCAUGGGAUGCAGUACUCCAAAGGAGAAGAUCCGGCAUUUAAAGUCCAUGCUCAAGGAUGCUGGUAUGGAUGGGAGAUAUUCGAUCGAAAAGGCUAAUCGAAUCCGCGAAGACAGAGAGCUCAAAGCUGACCUGGAGGCUGCUCAAGAAGGCGCGAAGAUAUGGGGAGCUAAUGUCGACGAGGAAGGGGAGUCUUCCAAGGCUGGCCGUUCAAGUCGACGGAUUGCGAAGAGCUUCAAGCAGUUGGACUUUCUUGGGCAAGAUGACCAGGACUCAGAGUCUGAUUGA
Molecule: messenger RNA, 1104 nt
Organism: Nannizzia gypsea CBS 118893
Lineage: Eukaryota; Fungi; Ascomycota; Eurotiomycetes; Onygenales; Arthrodermataceae
Exons: 2
Coding region: 1-1104 (367 amino acids)
Cellular component (GO): nucleus
Source: RefSeq, a predicted model, not a curated record